Molecule: messenger RNA, 1080 nt
Organism: Geosmithia morbida
Lineage: Eukaryota; Fungi; Ascomycota; Sordariomycetes; Hypocreales; Bionectriaceae
Product: Alcohol dehydrogenase GroES-like domain
Exons: 2
Coding region: 1-1080 (359 amino acids)
Molecular function (GO): oxidoreductase activity
Source: RefSeq, a predicted model, not a curated record
AUGCCCGUCCCCAUUCAAUCCUGGCAUAUAGAAUCCCAAAGUGAAGACCUCGUCGGUCUGAUACUGAGGGAUCAUGAGCCUGCUCCGCUGGAACUCGGGGACGAUGAAAUCCUGGUGGAGAUGCGUGCAGCGUCACUCAAUUACCGUGACCUGGUCCUGGCAACGGGCUCCAUUCCCCUGAAGACGCGUGGCAGCGUCAUCCCGAGUUCCGACGGGUCGGGGGUGGUCCUCAAGACGGGACGCAAUAUCCCAUCGACCCUGUUCAAGCCAGGCGACAAGGUUGUCACGCACAUGACUUCCGAGCUGUAUGGCGAUUCGUCCCUGGGCGACGAUGAGAUGCCCGCUUUCGGCCACAUCUGCAGCGGGUUGGGGCAAGAGCUAGAUGGCACUCUGACGACGCAGGCUGUCUUCCACCGGAGCUGCCUGGUCAAGUUUGGUGGGGACGUGUCGUUCGAAGAGGCCGCCACUCUGUCUUGCUCGGCCAUCACAGCAUGGAAUAGCCUGUUUGGUCUGAGGGGUCACGAGGUGAAGAAGGGAGAUUGGGUGCUCGUCCAGGGGAGUGGCGGCGUGAGUGUUGCAGCUCUGCAGUUUUCCAGGGCUGUCGAGGCAACCGUCGUGGCCACCACGAGCAGUACCGACAAGGGAGACAGGCUGCGCGACCUGGGUGCAUCGCACGUCAUCAAUUACCGGGAUGUGCCUGGAUGGGGUGCUUUGGCCAAAGACAUGACUCCCGGGAAGCGGGGGUUCGACCUCGUCCUGGAUGUCGCUGGUAAUAUCACGCUCGGGGAGUCCCUCAAGGCCGUCAAGGAUGAUGGCAAGCUGAUCUUGGCGGGUAUGGUGGGUGGUAAUGCUGAGCCGGUAUCCAUGCUGUCCCUCGUCGGCACGAAUGUCACAGCUCGUGCUGUUCUGCUGGGCACUAGAAAGAUGAUGCGCGACAUGGUGGCCUUUGUGCAGGAAAAGGGCAUCAAGAUGGCCCUCGACACUGAGGUUUUCAGCCUCCCCCAGGCCAAGGAAGCGUACCGGAGACUUGCUGCCCAGAAGCACUUUUCCAAGGUGGUCAUUCGUAUCCCGGGGAAUUAG